Molecule: messenger RNA, 3660 nt
Organism: Coffea arabica (coffee)
Lineage: Eukaryota; Viridiplantae; Streptophyta; Magnoliopsida; Gentianales; Rubiaceae
Biological process (GO): telomere maintenance; DNA repair
Molecular function (GO): DNA helicase activity
Source: RefSeq, a predicted model, not a curated record
AUGAGAGAGCAAGGGCUAAAUAUGCAUCGUUGCCUGAAGAAGAAAAAGAGCGAGAGGGAGAAAAACGCUGAGAUGCUUAUAAGAGAAGAAAACAACAGGCCUGUGAGGAUGAAGCUAGCAGAUCAACCAGUGAUAUGCAGUAGCUGUACUGCCCUGUUGACAGAUGCUAUCAAUGAUUUACCAAGCGUGACUAUAGCCGAAGGAUCUUCAUCUUCAUUAGCUGUGAACACUCAGAAAUCCUCCACUCAGAGGAAGAUAUUGAACCAGAUGACAGGUAGCUCUGUGACUAAAGGAACUGAAUUGUUAUCCUCCGUUAUCUUAGAAGUUGAUACUUUACCUGAAGUAGAUGACUGUAAGUAUUGCGGGGCGAAAAAAUUCUUUUCAGAGACUGCUAAUUUUUGCUGCUCAGAUGGAGAGGUAGUGUUGAAAGAAAAUAAGCUUCCAGACAUAUUGAUUGAAUUGUUUACGGGGCAAACUGAAGAAGCUUUGUGUUUUAGGACAUAUGUACGAACCUAUAACAACAUGUUUGCCUUUACGUCAUUUGGGGUUCACUAUAACAAGUCAUUAUGUAAGAGGACAAAUGGGAUAUAUACAUUCAAGAUACAGGGACGGACUUAUCACUACAUUAAUCAACUUAUACCUCAUGGAGGAUCGGGGAUGUUCUUACAACUAUAUUUCCAUGACACUGAACAUGAGCUUGCGAACCGAAUGGCAUUUUCUGCAAAACUCAGCGAGGCCAUGGUCUUAAAGCUCAUAGAAGUGAUGAAAAAUAACCCAUAUGCUCGCUUCUUCCGUAGUCUGCAUCAUGUCCCUAAUUUAGAAUCCCACCAAAUAGUUCUCAAAACCCAUUGUGAUAGUGAUCAAAGGGUGUUUAACAAGCCAGCUGUAUCUCAAAUAGCAGCGCUUUGGGUAGAGGGUGAAGGUGCGGAGCAAACAUAUUCAAGGCAUAUUCAAGUGUACACUAAUGGUGGAGAAAGCCGUAGAGUUCAAUACUACUAUGGUUGUUACGAUCCUUUGCAGUACCCUCUAUUAUUUCCCCUAGGUGAGACAGGGUGGCAACCAGGAAUUAAGAGAUCGGGGACUGGGAACCCAAAAAAACGAAAGAGAUGUACUAAACAUUACACAGAUAAUGCAACUUUACACAAUUUCAGAUUUGCCGAUGAAGUGAUACAACCUGAGGAACAAGCUUUCAGCCAAUUUGAAGACUCAAAAGAAUAUGGGUCGAUGAGGGAAUAUUAUGCAUAUAGGUUUCAGAUGAGAAAACAAAAUACACCUGGUAUUUUGAACACUGUUCGAGCAUUCCAACAGUAUGUAGUCGACAUGUACGUGAAAAUAGAAACACAAAGACUCGACUUCCAUAGGAAGAGACAGAAAUUAAUAAGAACUGAACAGCUCCAAGGAGUAAUGGACUCUGUUGUUGAAGGGGAGGCUAAGGGUUCGAAUGUUGGCCAACGAGUGAUCUUGCCUGCUUCAUUUAUAGGAGGACCUCGAGAUAUGAAAAGGCGUUAUGUUGACGCCAUGAGUUUGGUACAAAAGUAUGGAAAGCCUGACCUCUUUUUGAUAAUGACUUGUAAUCCUUCAUGGCCAGAAAUAAAAAAAAAUAUGCUGCCAACAGAUGAAUCACAAAAUAAAGUUGAUUUAUGUGCUAGAGUGUUCCAUGCAAAACUUGAAUUACUGAAAGAGGAGCUCUUUAAAAAAGAAAUUUUUGGAAAAGUUGCAGCUUAUACCUAUGUUGUAGAAUUCCAAAAACGUGGAUUACCCCAUGCUCAUUUCCUUAUCAUUUUACACCCUGCUUCAAAACUUUACUCAACGGAGUCAUAUGAUCAAAUUGUAUCUGCUGAAUUACCUGAUCCGGUGGAACAGAAACAUUUAUUUAAAAUGGUCCGGAAACAUAUGAUACAUGGCCCAUGUGGUGACAAAAAGCCUGAAAAUGUUUGUAUGCAAGGAACUACCACCAAAAAAUGUAAGAACAAAUAUCCUAAAGAUUGGGCAGAGAAGACAUUGCAUGGGGAAAACUCUUAUCCAACUUAUAGACGACGACAUAAUAAAAGAAAAGUCUUUGUACGAGGUCAUGAGUUGGACAAUAGAUGGGUUGUUCCAUACAAUGCAUAUUUUCUAGCAAAAUUUAAUUGCCACAUUAAUGUAGAAAUCUGCUCAACAAUAAAAGUGGUGAAAUAUACAUACAAAUACAUAGACAAGGGUCAUGACAAAAUUCAUUUCUUUGUCAAUUCUGAAGCUAAAUCUUUUGAAAUAGAUGAAAUCAAAGAAUACCAGGCAGUAAGGUGGGUUUUCUCGAUAGAGGCAAUUUGGCGAAUUUAUAGGUUUCCCUUGUUUGAUAUACAUCCUGCAGUCAUCCAUCUUCAACUCCACUUAGAAAAUUAUCAAUCAUUAACUUUUAAAGAUGAUGCUGAUCUCCGAGAUUUGAUAAAAAACAAGCAUGCAAAAAAGAGUAUGUUGACUGAGUUUUUUAGAAUGAAUGCUACUGAUGAAACAGCAAAGACGCUGAAAUGCACCUACAAAGAAUUCCCUGAAUACUUUGUAUGGUACCCUGGGAAAAAGUUGUGGGAGGUUAGAAAACAAACAGACUGCAUUGGGAGAAUAGUGACUGCAAACCCAACAGAGGGAGAGCGAUAUUUCUUAAGGCUACUGUUGCUAAAUGUAAAAGGGCCUAAGUCAUUUGCUGACCUGAAAUCAUUCAAUGGAGUUUGUGUGAACACAUUUAGAGAGGCUGCAAUCAUGAGGGGUUUAUUUGAGUCAAACAAUCCUCAAGGGCAAUGUCUAGAAGAGGCAGCCUUGUUUCACAUGCCUUACAGUUUUAGGAGGUUAUUUGCUACAUUAUUAGUCUAUUUUCCUCCUGCUGAUGCUAGAUCAUUAUGGUUGAAGUUUAAAGGCUCCAUGUCAGAGGAUUUUGCUAGAUUACCCUAUCUAUCUGCUGAGGAAAAGGAGCACAAGGUCCUUCAUGAAAUCAACAAAUUUUUAGAGUCAAUAGGAAAGAACAUCAAUACAUAUUCUUUAGUUCAUAGAGUGCUGAAAUUUGAUCAGGCUGGAAAAAGUACACGAGAUACAAUGAGUGAAAUGAGCAUAAAAGUCACAGAAAAUGAUAUAUCUGCAAUAUCAUUAUUAAAUAAGGAGCAGAAAGCAGCAUUUAAUUUGAUCAUUGAAGCUAUCUUUGUGAAAAGUAAGGGUUGCUUUUUCGUUGAUGGCCCUGGGGGAAUAGGGAAAACAUUUCUAUAUAGAGCAUUAUUAGCAGAAGUGAGGUCAAAAGGAUACAUAGCAUUAGCCACUGCUUCAUGUGGAGUUGCAGCAGCUAUACUUCCAGGAGGUCGAACUGCACAUUCUCGUUUCAAAAUUCCGCUAGACAUGAACCCAAAUAAGAUGUGCAAAGUGAGUAAACAAAGUUCAUUAGCAAAGUUACUACAACGAGCAAAAUUAAUAAUUUGGGAUGAAGCACCGAUGACACAUAAAGCUGGAAUUGAGGGAGUUGAUAAAUUAUUCAGGGAUCUAAUGGACAGCUCUGAGAUUUUUGGAUCAAAGGUCAUUGUUUUUGGAGGAGAUUUCAGACAAGUAUUACCAGUUAUUGUUAGAGGGUCAAAAUAUGAUUUUGUUCAGUCCAGUUUAAUAACAUCUUAUAUCUGGCCCGAACUCAAAAGAUAUAAUUGA